This is a messenger RNA of Dreissena polymorpha, 887 nucleotides long. RefSeq lists its product as uncharacterized. The transcript is spliced from 3 exons. The coding region runs from base 110 to 418 and encodes 102 amino acids. NCBI's taxonomy places the organism in Eukaryota, Metazoa, Mollusca, Bivalvia, Myida, Dreissenidae. The record is from RefSeq and is a predicted model, not a curated record.
GUGCGAAUGUCCGUUACUGGCUGUAAAUGUAGGAAAUGAUUUAUAAAUUGAUCACACUGAUGUUCAGUUAAACCACUGCUUGUCUGUCCGUGCCUGUUAGUCCACAAAGAUGAGCAAGGCUGUGGUUUUCCUCUUCGUCAUAGGUCUUAUGAUCUCCGUAGUGACAGCCUGGUGGUCGACGGACUCACCUCUUCGGUUUCCAGACGACUGUAACAGCGAAGCCUUGCGGACCUUUGCGACCAACUGCGGAAUCUCGGAGCACUCCAUGGGGAAACACUACAUCCUGAGGGAUCCAAAGAGCAAUGACAUCAACAACAUCGUCAUAGUGAUACCAGAUGACUUGCGAGAUUUCGGCACGUGCGAGAAGAUUGUCCGAGAUCUUAAUGAGAGAUGCAAUAAGGAUUACUUCGACUACUAACGCUAUGUUAACAUCAACCUCGGCUUUUCACGUUUCUUCGUCGUGAUACUCUUCGAUCAGCUUUUUAUUAAGACAAUACUUAAGUAUGUUCUAACUAUUUUAACAAACAAUCUGGUCUUAAUGCAUGUAGUAAAAGUUUCAUCCUUGUUCUGGCUAAUCAUGGACAACUCUUUCCGCAUUUAGGGAAUUGUUCGUGCUAAAGAUGUCUUCUCUAAACAAAAGUCCAAUAAUAGCGCAAAGUGGUGUCCCUGAUUAGCCCGUUUGGACUGCUCUGAUAAUUUAUUACGACGCUUUACGCACAUGCGUUAAGCCCAGUUUUUCAAGAAUUCUGUUAAUUUAAACAAAACGAACCGAUUGUUUUUAGACUGAGACCAGGAGCUGUAAACUUUUAUUUGCCGUAAAUAUCUGUAAAUUCCUAAACUGUGUUUUAUGUAUUUAAGGCCGCUUCUGCUAAUAAAUAUUAUCGUCU